UCGCCGCAUAGAAGACGACACGAAAUGUCGGACUACGGAGCCAGCAGCUACAAGUCGCCGUGCCACUGGGUUCGCUGCAGCGGAAAGCACAUUCCGCACAACGCCGUUGCCGGGGGCGAGGAAAAAGACGGCAAGUUCAAGUUGUUCGUGGCCCGCGCCGUGCACAAGGGCGACGUGCUGCCGGGCAAAGUGGUCCCUUCCCUGGGCACCUGUUACGUGUCUUACGGUGGCGUCGAGAUCAAGUACACCGACUACCAGGCACUCGUCUCCGACAGUGACAACCUGACUUGGCUGCCGGGAUCCGGGGGCGGGGUGCCCACUGGAGCCAUCCAGGGUGGCACUACGUCCAAGGGCGAGCCGCUCUACAUCGGCCGCGUCCAUCUCAAAGACGGCGUGGUCAUCGGGAAGGUGCACCCUUCCAAUCAAUGCAUGUAUAUUCCCUACUACGAAAAGGAGUACAAGUACACCGACUACGAGGUGCUUGUCUGCAAGACAGUCAACUUCUGAGGAGACGUCGCGCGACGGCGGUUCGGCCAUCGACGCCAGCUAUACUCACUGUGUACACGUAUACCGACAAAUGAUCGCGUUGCAAAGGAUCCUUUUGAGUCGUUUAUCCGCCAUCAUGCCGAGUGGUGUUGGCGGCGCCUCGGCUUCUGCCGUUUUCAACAGAGUAAAUUUUGGAAAGCGUGUUUCUGUAUUGCGCCGUGAUUUUAGGGCUCUGCUUGCCAGACGUGUCGACUUUAUCGAGUUCCUUCCAGAGUUGAAACGAAAAUUCGGGACAGGCAGGAUGGCAGAACGCUGAGGGAGCUCAACUUUUCAAAGAAUGAAUAAACAGACGUAUGUAUUA
Molecule: messenger RNA, 847 nt
Organism: Dermacentor albipictus
Lineage: Eukaryota; Metazoa; Arthropoda; Arachnida; Ixodida; Ixodidae
Product: natterin-3-like
Source: RefSeq, a predicted model, not a curated record